Messenger RNA from Lolium perenne, 1048 nucleotides. Its product is annotated as polygalacturonase inhibitor. Lineage: Eukaryota; Viridiplantae; Streptophyta; Magnoliopsida; Poales; Poaceae. The record is from RefSeq and is a predicted model, not a curated record.
UCCAAACUUUACAAUCACACACACUAGUCUCAAAAACAAAUCAGCUCAGUCUUCAGCAGGACACCGCCACCAUGCAGCUCACCAAUCCGUUCCGCCGCGCCACAACAGUAGUCCUCGUCGCAGUCCUUGUCCUGGCGGCAGCAGCGGCGCGGGCCGACGGUGCACUCUGCGUCAAGUCCGACAAGGCGGCGCUCCUGGCCAUCAAGUCGGCCCUGGGCAACCACCCGGAGCUCUCAGGCUGGAACUCCACCGUGCCCUGCUGCUCUUGGCCGGGCAUCUCCUGCGACACCACCACCGGCCGAGUCACCGAGCUCACCGUCUUCGCGCUCAACAUCUCCGCGCCGGUCCCCGCCGCCAUCGCCAACCUCAGCGCGCUGCAGACCGUCAACCUGGCCUACAACCGCCUCUACGGCCGCAUCCCGGAGUUCCUCAGCCCGCGCGGCGCCCUCCCCGCGCUCAACUUCCUCCGCCUCGACGGCAACCGCCUCUCCGGUGCCAUCCCGCCCACGGCCACCGUGUACGACCUCUCCCUCGUCGGGAACAACCUCACCGGCCCGCUGCCGGCCACGUUCGCGGACGCGGAGUUCGGUGACCUGGACCUCGCCGACAACCAGCUCACCGGCGACGCGUCCAUGCUUUUCGGCGCCAAGAAGAAGAUGAACGCGCUGAGGCUGUCGCGCAACCGGUUCGCGUUCGACCUGGGCCGCGUCCAGCUGCCGGAGGGGCUCGACAUCCUGGCCAUCGACCACAACAUGAUCUACGGGAGCAUCCCGGCGGCCGCGGCGGCCAGGAAGUGGCUGGCGUUCGACGUCAGCUACAACAGCCUCUGCGGGCCCAUACCGCAGGGCCGGUACACGCACCGCUUCGGGCCCAAGCACUUCGUCCCCAACAAGUGCCUGUGCGGCCGUCCGCUCGUACCCUGCAGCUAGCUACCUUCCUCUCCAAUGAGCGAUUCAGUGACGUAUGAUGUUAGUACUUUCUCAGUGGGCAGUGGCCAGCUAGCAUUUCCUGCGCCAUUGAGCCUAAUAACAUGGUCUCUUGUGUUUUA